Messenger RNA from Asparagus officinalis (garden asparagus), 1793 nucleotides. RefSeq lists its product as uncharacterized. Lineage: Eukaryota; Viridiplantae; Streptophyta; Magnoliopsida; Asparagales; Asparagaceae. The coding region runs from base 889 to 1344 and encodes 151 amino acids. The record is from RefSeq and is a predicted model, not a curated record. The transcript has 3 exons.
UUAGGAAGAAAGGGGAUUAUUCAGUGAACAUAUUAUGUUAGUUUGACCAAUAAAAAAAAUUACCCCUUAUGUAUUUUGCUUCUGGUUACUUGUGAAAGAACUCGAACUCUACGUAUAAUCACACACUAUGGCCUUGAUCAAAUUAGACAACUUUGUUCAUUAUUGAGUGCAUCUGUUUCAUGUAUAGUGGCACGGGAUGAAGUCGCAUGGGUUAAGACGAUACUUUAGAAUUCUACUGAGAUUCUGAAAUAUCUGCAACUUAAUAGGCAUGAUAUGAAGGCAUUAAAUUGAUUAUAUUAGCACUUAACAUGUGAUUUUUUCCCCCUUCAUUGCCUUCUUUAAAUGAAACACUUCCAUUGCUGUAUUCCUUACACUGGAUAAGAGUACACGUCUGAUAUUUAGGAGGUUGGCUAGUUAAUUUCCUGGAUUUAAGAGAUGUAUUCAGCUUUCUUAGAACCACGCUAAAAUCAAUUAUGUGGAAUUAAAAUGCCUGAAGAAGCACACUUCCUGCAUCUUUAUCAUUUUUCACCAUUUUUGUAAAUUGUUUUUAAGGUCUUUCUAAAAUGUGUUUUUGAACUAAUGUUGUAGUAAUGUGUUUUUGAACUAAUUAGAUUGUAUCCUAUGUAACAUUUUUGUGAGUCUAAUACAGCAAAUGUCAUACUGUAUACUUUUUUUUAAUAAUAUUCAGAAUAGUACUGUUGUAGCAUAUAUGACUUGCAAUGUAACUGCUAAUAUAAAAAGAAAUCGGCUUAUAUAGGAUACAAUCUAAUGAAAAUUUUUAUUAAUGGCAACAAGAGGAUUGAUUUUUACAUUUUAUUAAUCACAAUAUUUAUAUGUAGUUAUUAAUAGUGUUAUUCAAUUUUUUUCUUUCUCCAGACCAUAUAAUAAAUGGCGGAAAACAGAGAUUGGAUGUAUAAUGCUCCUAGAGUGAGUGUGGAGUUCAUUAAUAAUGUCAAUGACUUUCUUGAGAGAGCAUUUGCUAAUGGAGCAGUAGGGGAUGAAAUAUGUUGCCAAUGUCGCAUUUGCUGUAAUCGUUUUUGGUAUAGUCGUGAUGUUGUUUAUGAUCACCUUAUUGUCAAAGGAUUUGUGGAGAAUUAUUAUGAUUGGUUCUUUCACGGAGAGGGUGUGUCAUCAAGGAUGGAUGUUGAUGACAAUAAUGAAGAAGCUGAUGAUGUUGCUGAUGAUGCUCAAGACAAUCUGGAUGGGUUAUUGCAUGAUGUAUUUAGAGAUGUAGCAGAAGAGUCUCCAGUGAACCAAGAAGAUGGCUUAAGUGACGAUGAAGAAAGGUUAACAAAGGAGGCAAAGAAAUUUUAUAAGUUAGUUGAUGAAGGAAUUGUCAUUUGAAUGAAAAGCAAAAGGGCUUGUUUGAUGGAGACCCUUAGCAAUCUGUAGCCAUCUAUUUUACUCAAAUGGAAGGUUUUGAUGCAGAAAGUGAAGAUGCUAGGUGCCGAAGAGCUCUCAAUUGGUGACCUUGAGAUUUGACCUGUGAAUGCAUCAUGGAACCCCCUGACUCUCUGCUGACGAUGCUUUCAGGUCUAUUUCUGUAGUCUCGCUGUCGCUGUCCUAGUGAGUAUUUGACAUUGAGGAACAAGUUUUUAGAAACAAAUAGAGAAUAUAGUUUUUGACCGAGAAGUUUCAUGUUUUGUAAUCAAAUGUUGAUGUACAUUGUUUGAAUGUUAGUUCGGUACGAUAUUUUUUGAGUUGAAAUGUUGGUAGUGUGGAUUUAAUACUUUGUAGUUUUUAUACUAUACUGAUGUAUGUUGGCACUUAUCAUUAUGGUUGAUUAUGCUCAA